Sinocyclocheilus rhinocerous is the source of this 906-nucleotide messenger RNA. RefSeq names its product keratinocyte proline-rich protein-like. Bases 1 to 906 code for a protein of 301 amino acids. The record is from RefSeq and is a predicted model, not a curated record. Lineage: Eukaryota; Metazoa; Chordata; Actinopteri; Cypriniformes; Cyprinidae. The transcript is spliced from 7 exons.
AUGACCAUUUCAAUGACCACAUCCCCGACCAUUACCUUGACUGCUUCCCUGGCCCUGGCCGCUUCCCUGAACCGCUUCCCUGACCGCUGCCCUGACCACUGCCCCAUCCGCUUCCCUGACCAGAACCGCUUCCCUGACCACUGCCCUGGCCGCUUCCCUGUCCACUGCCCUGACCCUGUCCGCUUCCCUGACCAGAACCGCUUCCCUGACCGCUGCCCUGUCCGCUGCCCUGACCAGAACCGCUUCCCUGUCCGCUACCCUGACCAGAACCGCUUCCCUGGCCGCUGCCCUGACCAGAACCGCUUCCAUGACCGCUGCCCUGUCCGCUGCCCUGACCAGAACCGCUUCCCUGUCCGCUACCCUGACCAGAACCGCUUCCCUGGCCGCUGCCCUGACCAGAACCGCUUCCCUGACCGCUGCCCUGUCUGCUUCCCUGACCCUGUCCGCUACCCUGACCAGAACCACUUCCCUGGCCGCUGCCCUGACCACUGCCCUGGCCCUGUCCGCUUCCCUGAGCGCUGCCCUGGCCAGAACCGCUUCCCUGACCGCUGCCCUGGCCCUGUCCGCUUCCCUGACCAGAACCGCUUCCCAGGCCAUCGCUUCCUUGGCCAGAACCGCUUCCCUGUCCGCUUCCCUGACCAGAACCGCUUCCCUGACCGCUGCCCUGGCCAGAACCACUUCCCUGACCGCUGCCCUGGCCAGAACCACUUCCCUGACCGCUGCCCUGGCCAGAACCACUUCCCUGACCGGCAGUCUUUAUCAGAAGAACAUCCUCGACGGGACGGCACGAACGUCAGCCUCGCCGGACAGAAACCGUCCACUAGAGAAUUCAAGAGGAUCAUUAGGCCAGGGAGUGCGGUUUCAGAAUUUGUUAAUCAGGGGGUUCGCAAUGCGUCUCAAAACUAA